Temnothorax curvispinosus is the source of this 1270-nucleotide messenger RNA. Its product is annotated as DNA polymerase alpha catalytic subunit-like. NCBI's taxonomy places the organism in Eukaryota, Metazoa, Arthropoda, Insecta, Hymenoptera, Formicidae. Gene Ontology annotation, molecular function: single-stranded DNA binding; DNA-directed DNA polymerase activity; purine nucleotide binding. Gene Ontology annotation, biological process: mitotic DNA replication initiation; leading strand elongation; lagging strand elongation. The transcript has 4 exons. Gene Ontology annotation, cellular component: alpha DNA polymerase:primase complex. The coding region runs from base 249 to 572 and encodes 107 amino acids. The record is from RefSeq and is a predicted model, not a curated record.
AAUUUUAAUUGUUUUUUGCAUUUUUUAAAAUAGAUUUAUAUAUCAAUUGCUAUGUGACAUAACAGUCACGUGUAAAAUUUAAUUUUAUGGUAAAAAAUUAAAUAUAAUUUAUUUUUAACCGACUUCAAUAUGGAUGGGUUCAUAACAACUUAAUUUUGACAAAUAUUUAGAUAUUAAAGACGAAGGAACACGAAUGUAAAGAGAUCACGCCAGCAGAAACUCCAUCGUUCUUCAAUACAGCGGACAAAAUGCUAAAUCUAAUGCAUGUGACGUUAAAAGAAGCAAAAUACAUUAUGACUAUAGUGAUGGAUCUCAAUGUUAUAUCGCUCGCGCUUCAAAUUAUUUGUUUAGCAGGUAACAUUUUAUCAAGGAUGCUAUUAGGCGGAAGAGCGGAGAGAAACAAUAUCUGUUGUUACAUGCUUUUAAAUUUGAAAGAUUACAUAACGCUGGAUAAGAAAAUUGAAAAGAAGGGGCGAGGCGAUGAUGGCCCGCGUAGGAAAGCUGCGGGGUAUGCUGAAGGUCUCGUGUUUGAUCCGAAGAAAGGUUUCUACGACAAAGGUUUCUACUGUUAAGGUUCAUUGGUCAUAUGAAGUUUGCACACGUCAAGCUUGACAUCCUAAAGACAUCCUACACAAUGCAUUCUGAAAACGAUACCGUGCAGGUUCGUUGGCGUAUACGUGGUGUCAUCACAGGCUGGAAGGUAUUUUCUGUGUUUUGGAAGUAAAAUUUGUAAAAUACAACAUGUCAUAAAAUAAGCGCUAACCAGGAAAUAUGGUACGACGGCUUUUUUAUUUUUUACGUUAAUGCUGAAUGGAAAAGUCUAUAAGCAUAUUGCGGACAAGAUGAUGCCUAAUCAGGAUACAGCCACGAAAAAGAAAGAUAUGCGCAUGGCAGGGAAAUUAGCGCUAUUCACAGGCCUUGUAAACAUAUUUAGUAACAACGAAGAUUCUUUGAAUUGAGCUCUGUCUUAAAAUCGCAUCAAUUGAAGUGAAUCCAUUGCUGAGUGCUGAAAUUAUACGAUUUUAUCCGUCACAACGAAUAGACCAAGAGGAAUGAUUUUUCCAGUCGAUGGUUUCGAAUGUUGCUGACAUAUCUAUUUCGUUGCAAAUGCAUCAUUAUGAAAUGAUGAUCGGUAGUAAAUGAAAGAUAUGUGAAUUAAAAAGAUGUGUACAUUAACUAAACAGUAUCUUUGUUUGAUUACAAACUAUCUUUAUCUAAUUUUUUAGUGAAAAUGUCCGAAUAAUUUGCGUUAGUAUAUCUGUGUAAAAAA